Messenger RNA from Trichomonas vaginalis G3, 822 nucleotides. Its product is annotated as barbed-end actin filament capping. The transcript has a single exon. Gene Ontology annotation, biological process: actin cytoskeleton organization; cell morphogenesis; barbed-end actin filament capping. NCBI's taxonomy places the organism in Eukaryota, Parabasalia, Trichomonadida, Trichomonadidae. Gene Ontology annotation, molecular function: actin filament binding. Gene Ontology annotation, cellular component: F-actin capping protein complex; cytoplasm. The record is from RefSeq and is a predicted model, not a curated record. Bases 1 to 822 code for a protein of 273 amino acids.
AUGAGUGACGAUUCCAAAAUCAAGGAAGUAUACCAGCUUCUCAGGCAUAUUCAGCCAUCAAAAAUAGAACACCGUCGUGAGGAUUCUAUUACAUUAGCACCAGAUUUGGAGGACGAAAUUCUUCAGACAGUUGAUGUACCACUCAAAAUUGUCCAGGAUGAAGUAAAGAACGCCCCAUACAUCGCAUGCGAAUUUAACCGCGAUCUCGACAGCUACAGAUCACCAAUCAGCAACAAAUACUUCCCAAGUUUACCAGACGGCCAGAAGCUUCCAAAGCGUCUUCGCAAUAUGGAAAUCAAGGCUAACACAGCUUUCGGCGCUUACACACACCUUUACUACAACGGCGGCAUUUGCUCUGUUUAUUUCUGGGAAAUCGAUAAGGGAGUCUUCGGAUGCGGUGUUUUCAUCAAGAACGAAAUCGACACAGAGCUUCGCAGUGGUGAGCACAUCAAGGGCUCAAUCAACUGCGCAGAUACAAUCGAAGUUGAUGAAACCGAUGAAACAGCUACAUACACACUUACAUCCUCUGCCAUCGUUAAUGUUGAACUUGAUGUCGGCAUUGGAACACCACUCACAAUUUCUGGUUCCACAUCUGACAGAAAAGUCAAGAAGGCCAAGUGGGGCAAUGAUAAUGACCACAUCGUUAACAUCGGCCAGCUCGUCGAAUCUAACUCUGCCAACUUUAAGGACACAAUCGACGGAAUCUUCGUUGGCAAGAUGAAGCAGAUCAUGGAUCUCCUCGCUAACAACGACGGCCGUGCUCAACAGGCAGCUAUGGCUGAGGCUUUCGCUGCUCAGGCUCGUGCUCGUGGCCUUAAAUAA